AUCAGCGAGCUGGAUGCCAGCGCCAGAGACGCCGCAGCUGGCGGACACGCCGUCGUACAAUCCAGCGGACUCGGGCUCGCAGCUGCCGCUCGGGCUCUCGCAGCAGACUUCGGACGAGCAGGAGACGCCAGUGCUGCCAUCCUUCAAGCGGUCGCUGACAGAGGAUGUGCAGUUGGAGACCAAGAAGUCCAAGAGGUGGCAGAGUAAUCGCCUCGUGAGCCCGCCAUGCGCGGAGGAGCGCGUGCCAGCGCCUCCGCGCUCGCAGCGGCCGCUCACGGCGCCGCCGCAGCAGGCGGACCAGCGCCUGCAGCAGCCAAUCGAGAGCAGCCGCAUCAACAAGCAGCAGGCGAUGACAGCGCCGAGCAUCGACCAGAUGGCGCGGGCACCUCUCGAUGGCAACUGCGGCAUCAGCAAGGAGCAGCUGGUGGAGAAGCUCAAGCAGAAGUUCGACGAGCUGGUCGCAUCCGACACAGGUGCGGACUUGGACGAGAUGGGCAAGACCUUCCAGGACUGCUACAAGGGUUCCUUGAUCGUGCAGCUGCGCGCGAUGCGCCCUGAGACCGCGGAGAAGCCUCUGCAGGAUGACGACUUCGGCGCCGACCCGAAGGAGUCGGCUCUUGACAGGGAGGAGCGCCUCAUGUGGGAGUCCUUGGAGGAGAAGGCGUUCAAGUUCAGCACGGAGAAGAAGAAGGGCAACGCGAUCGCGGGCAGAUGGGCCAGAGUGAUGGAGACAUCGAACGAAUGGUCUGAGAAGUACCUGGCGGCGGAGGGCUACCCAGCCAAGAAGGCGGUCCGCGAGGAGUGGGCGAAGUGGUCGUUCCACAGGUGGCAGAAGAAGCGGGAGUUCAGCAAGACGCAGGCGAACAUCAAGAAGCAGACGAUGAAGGGCGUCUACAUGCCGCUGGCCAGGCUGGCGUGGAAGUUUGGCGGAGGGUCCACUGGUGCCAAGCUGGCAUACACAUAUGCUGGGAAGGCAGUGCUAAUGGGGGGCAUCUUCACGAAGUGGUGCAACAUGACGGACUGCCUUUUCUACCUCUACGUGGAGCACUCGUUGGAGGACACGUGGCAGCAGAGCUGGACCAGCCACGAGGUCUGGAUGGAGUCGGGCUGCGUCGGCGGCCAGCCACCUCCUGGCGCCGAUGGCGUGGCCAGCGCGCCAUGCACUCCGCUGCCGCGCCCUGGUGCCGAGGCGUCCAGCGAGGAGAAGCAGGCAGCCGCAGCAGCGACGGGCGGCCCUGGGAACGAGGCCACCAGCGGCAAAGGAGGCGACGGCGAGGGCAACGGCAACAAGAAGAAGCUCGCCGUGAAGGCGCCCGAGUGGAUGAAGGUCUUCCGCAAGCUGCGCACAAUGUUCGCGCAGUACACAUCCCAGGUGUCCACAUUGGAGGCGCUGAUCAAAGCGGACGCAGCUGAGGGCACGAACGAGUGGAAGUUCGCAGCAGGGAAGGAGACCAGGGGCGAGCUGGACAAUGCUAUCAAGCAGAGCAGUAUCGGCUAA
Molecule: messenger RNA, 1498 nt
Organism: Prorocentrum cordatum
Lineage: Eukaryota; Dinophyceae; Prorocentrales; Prorocentraceae
Source: the annotation of a GenBank genome assembly